Syngnathoides biaculeatus (alligator pipefish) is the source of this 1841-nucleotide messenger RNA. Its product is annotated as cAMP-responsive element modulator-like. Gene Ontology annotation, molecular function: DNA-binding transcription factor activity, RNA polymerase II-specific; RNA polymerase II cis-regulatory region sequence-specific DNA binding. NCBI's taxonomy places the organism in Eukaryota, Metazoa, Chordata, Actinopteri, Syngnathiformes, Syngnathidae. Gene Ontology annotation, cellular component: nucleus; ATF4-CREB1 transcription factor complex. The record is from RefSeq and is a predicted model, not a curated record. Gene Ontology annotation, biological process: regulation of transcription by RNA polymerase II. The coding region runs from base 428 to 922 and encodes 164 amino acids. The transcript has 7 exons.
AUCCUGUUGACGCAUGAAUGGCGUGACGUCCAACAAAGUAGUCCUAUGCAACAUUUUGGGUGUAAUAAGAAUAUUCCCAACAAGAGCUUUGGUGACAUAAGCUUUGACGCAAUAAACGGGCCGGCUUGAAAGGGAAACCGGAUUGGCCUUGCGCCGUGUGUGUCGCCCCCGGGCGCUGCCUUUUGGGGAGACCAUGAUUACGCACAAAAGGACAUAAGCCACAUGUGAAGUGUGCACUUUCCGAAGGAAACGAUCACCUCAGAUCGAUCUCCGCCUCUACACCUAAUGGAUAAAAGAUCGCUGCACCUACUGUGAAACAAAACAGCAGGGUGUCAGCCUCCUCAGUCUCACAAUUUGAACACUGAGGGGACACAGACGCUGACGGCCAUGACGACUAUCAACCCGCAGACACUUGCCCCCGAAUCCAAUGCCUUUGGCUACUACCAAAACAUGUGGAAUCAUCCAAAUAACUAUUUUCCUUCAAUACAAGAAGUACUGUGAGCUAACAAGCGAACCCACAGGAGGUCCUUUCUGUUAUCAGAAUGAGGGAGCACAGACGGUGGCAACAAUGGCUAUGCCAAGUACACAACCAACACAACCUCUGUCCAUUCCAUACUGCACUGAGAGGCAGGAUAACUUGCAGAUGCAAUUUGCUCAACCGCUGGCAGGGGACAUGACAGCCACGCAGCUACAAUACGCCAACUCCAUCCUCCCGCAGGGCGUGGCACAGGGCAGCGGUCCACGUAACCAGUCGGAACGCAGCUUGAUGAAAAACAGGGAAGCCGCUCGCGAGUACAGGAGGAGAAGAAAGGCCUACGUGCAAGGCUUGGAGGAACGCGUGGCAAAGCUGGAAAACCAGAAUAAGGCUCUGAAGGAAGACCUUAAAAAAUGGAAAGAAAUGUGCCAUCAUAACGGCCCUUGAAGGUUGUCAAAAGGGCCGAGUAGACUUGUCAACGUCACCUAAUUUACUUAAUUUCAAAAAUGCUGCUAUUGGAGGGUGCCAAGGAGGUUAACCAUCUUAUUGACACACCGUGGAGCGAACUCGGGGUUCAGUUUCCCGCUGAACAGGUCCGAUGAAGUUGGUUUGAACAAGCCAUCGCUCGAUAACAUUUGACCCACUCCGCUGCCGCGGGAGCGCUGUGCCAGAAUCGAAACGGGAGGGAAAAAAAUCAUCAUGAACUGUGCUGGAUCACAUUUUUGCACUCAACUGUUGUGUAUAAUGGUCAGAAUUAUAUUUUGGAAUGUUAUACGCGAUAGUAUAUUUUAGAAUUAUGUACAAAUCUUUACAUAUUGAUGUGGAACAAAAUUGUUGACUGGAAUUUGUUAAGAGCAUUUUUCAGCCAGCAAAGAGUCGUAAAAGUAACAUGAAGUCCCUCUGUUGCCAGGGUAACCCAUUACUCUAGUUAAAAAAAAAUACUAUAUAACUCCCAUCUAUUACUAUCUAAGCAAUGGUAUACUUGGGUCUGGUACACACAAAUAUAAAUCUUGACUGGUUUGGGUUUUUUUGUCCCAAGAAAAAUGGGCGAGAAUUUUAAAUAGUAACUGUUCAUGUGUUAAAUAUUAUAUCCCAUGGGGGUGCAUUGACAUUGAAUCAAACUAACCAAUUAUGAAGUGAACAAGCCUGGUUUUUAGGAUUUAACAGGAAAUUUGGGUUUUCUCUUACAGACCUCGUUUCCAGGUUGCUGCUGUUCCAUUUUUGUAGGUAAUGUUGAUUCAUGCAAGCUUUGUCUAUUUUUUUAUGCAUGUCAUGUCGUGUGUUGGAUUCUAUUUAUGCAUGUGGUAUGGUGUGUUAUUGGCACACACUACAUGCUGUUUUCUUUUGUGUGGUUUAAUUGCAUGAU